AUGGAUCAAGGAGGAGUUAAGUUAAUGAGUGCCGGCAGAUCAUCUUCCUACGAUCGAAGGGUUGUAGCAAUAUGUUUGGCACUUGUUGCGGUAGUGUCUCCUGUAUAUGUUGACAGGAUGAAAAUGGCAAACGAGGUGGUUGAGCUCGAGUAUGAACCGGCCGGCAUCCUGUGCAGCAUCAUCUCAGCUUUCUCCUAUCUUCUGCUGCCUCUGUCGCUACUGAUGCUCAUUGUGUCCAUAUCCAUGUCGCGUUACCUGGUGGAUGAUGAACGAAGCGUUUCCAGGUUUGAUCCAAACUGGAUUCACAGGGUCUGUAGUUCAUCCACUGGGAUCAUUGUUCUGCUUCUAAUUCUCUCAAUGGUUUUGAGGUUCAAGUAUUCUUAA
Molecule: messenger RNA, 384 nt
Organism: Oldenlandia corymbosa var. corymbosa
Lineage: Eukaryota; Viridiplantae; Streptophyta; Magnoliopsida; Gentianales; Rubiaceae
Source: the annotation of a GenBank genome assembly